UUAAAACCUCCAACGCCAGUAAUAUAUCUUCCAACUCCCCAGCCAAGUCACAGAUUAGAAAACCCUAGAUCGGCCGAGAGCGAGAGAGAGAAAAAGGAGAGAGAAGGAGAAGUGAAUCGGAAUCAAUGGCGGAGCACUUGGCUUCGAUAUUCGGAACAGAGAAGGACCGAGUGAACUGCCCCUUCUAUUUCAAGAUCGGUGCGUGCAGACAUGGCGAUCGCUGCUCCAGGCUUCACACCAAGCCCAGCAUCAGCCCUACUCUUCUCCUCUCUAACAUGUACCAACGCCCUGAUAUGAUCACCCCCGGCGUCGACCCUCAGGGCCAACCCCUUGACCCUAGAAAAAUCCAAGACCACUUCGAGGAUUUCUAUGAAGAUCUAUUUGAGGAGCUGAGCAAAUAUGGAGAGAUUGAGAGCUUGAACAUUUGCGAUAAUUUGGCUGACCACAUGGUGGGUAAUGUGUAUGUUCAGUUUAGAGAAGAAGAACAUGCUGCGAAUGCGCUCCAGAAUCUGAGUGGAAGGUUUUAUGCAGGACGCCCAAUCAUUGUGGACUUCUCUCCAGUGACGGAUUUUCGUGAAGCUACUUGUAGGCAAUAUGAGGAAAAUGUUUGCAAUCGAGGUGGCUACUGCAACUUCAUGCAUCUGAAAAAGAUAAGCAGAGAGCUGAGGAGGCAACUAUUUGGGAGGAACAGGCGAAGGCACAGUCGAAGCAGAAGCCGCAGUCCUCCUAGGCAUCGCAAUUAUGAUGAGCGUCCACCUGGGGGUCGUGGUUUUGGUAGAAGAGGUGACGACAGGGAUCAUCGCAACCAUGACAGGGGCAGGAGGCCCAGAAGCAGGAGUCCUGGACGGAGAGGAGGACGAAGCAGAAGCCCUGGGGGAAGGAGAAAUAGGAGUCCAGGUAGGGAAGGCAGUGCUGAGCGAAGGGCAAAGAUUGAACAAUGGAAUAGGGAAAGGGAACAGGCGGAAUCUGUUGACAGGAAUGAUAAUAGUAACAAUGACAAUGGAAUUGGUCAGAACGAGGAACACUAUGAUGACCCAGAUCAGCAGCACCAGCAGGAUCAUGGAGGCUACAGUUACUGAGAAGUUACAUUGCCCGGUGGAGUACAGGUUCAGUGUCAUAUGAUAUUGAAAGUAAAAGUUUUUUUUUCUUCUUUUUCUCCUUCAUCCACCAAAAGAAGUCGAAUUUGAAAAUAAAAGAUAAGACACCAAAAAAGAGAACCACCAUAGUAUAUGAAUGUGCAUCUAAUGAAUUACUUCAAACUUUUCAAACUGACGUUUUCGCAUGUCAUAUUUUUCAGGCGACAAUCGCCUUUUAGUUGGCUGUUUCCAUGGUUUGGCAGAUUUCUAAAACAUGUUCAUAUUGAUACCAAAAAAAUUCAAGAGGUGUCACUAAAUUCUUUUUUGGAAGGGAUGUUACAAAUUCAUUUUGCAAAAGACUAUAGAUAAGUUGAAAUGCUGGCAUUUAUUUCUGUUGCAUGCGUUUCUAAGUAGCACAUGGAUCAGGGCAAAAUAGCUUCUGGAGCAUAAUGGAAAAAACAUGCAUUAGUUGGGAUCGCUUUCUUACGGUAGGCUGUUCAUUACCAACAAAUCACACACUACAUUGCUCAAAUUUGUUUCACAGAGACUUUCUAGUCAUCCAAUAUGUUUUGCCAUCUAAUCCUUCCAGCGAUUUGAUUAGAUGAAAGAAUUUUCAGAUGUUCGAAUUUUUGUCAGUGUAGUUGGGAUGAUAAAUGCUAUCUCAACUCAUUUCACUACCAAGUGAAACAAGUACAGGUCUCUUUUGUUUGCCCAUAUUAAACCCUAUCUGAAGUUUUGAUAAGGUAAAAUUAUAGGGGGAGUGAACAAACAAUUGAUACAGGGAUGUAUAUCAUCUUACAGGGAUGUACAUCAUUCUCUAUUUUCAUUGUUAUUUUUUCAUUGAAGUUGUGAUCUUAUGUGCUUUAUAAGAUUUGCAGGUUCAGGUAUUCCUGCUUCCCGGGAUCGAGCCUCGGUUUUUUUUUUAUUGCAGCUUACCAUGAUACUUGUAUACAGGUCGCCUAUCGUUGUAUGCAGCAGAAGUUUACAGUAUUUAAAUUGUUACCUGGUGGGAGAACUGAAGCGGAACUCAAGUUUUCAAACUGUUUUAAGUGACCGGAGUUCAUUUGCUUGUGGAUCUUCUCUCGCUUGCUUUUCUUUCUAUUAGAGAUUACGCAGGUUGGACAGGGUGACAAUUUAGCAGCAGCAGUAAUUCUGCCUCAUCACACACUCUAUUUCAUCAGGAUUAAGUGGUUUGAUAUUGUGUUUUGUGCACUAUAUUUACUCUUUAUUUUUAACAUUACAAAACCAAAAUUGGUGUGGAAUGGAAGCUUUUCUUAUUUUCUUCUA
Molecule: messenger RNA, 2363 nt
Organism: Cornus florida
Lineage: Eukaryota; Viridiplantae; Streptophyta; Magnoliopsida; Cornales; Cornaceae
Product: splicing factor U2af small subunit B-like
Exons: 6
Coding region: 126-1079 (317 amino acids)
Biological process (GO): mRNA splicing, via spliceosome
Cellular component (GO): spliceosomal complex; U2AF complex
Molecular function (GO): metal ion binding; pre-mRNA 3'-splice site binding
Source: RefSeq, a predicted model, not a curated record